GCGUUUCCGACUUGGAAGAAGGCAGCUUCAAGAGAUGAACAUAAGAUUCUUCUGCAGUACGCAGAUCUCCCGUUUUGAAAGCACUUUCCGCCUGUUUUAGGAUUUCGACGUUAGACAUGGUAUACGCUGGGUAAUUUCAGCCUGUGUGGUGGAGAACCUGCUUAUAGCUUAAAGCGGCCUUACUGCAAGGCAAACAUGGAGGCUUCUGGUGGUAAAUAAAGACAAAACGCAAACCGUUUUUAUCAACCACUUUUGUUUCUAUGUUAUUUAGCCGAGUUUUCUAAUUACGAAAAUGUACUUUUCUGUGGCAAUUUUCUAUUUUACGAUGCUCAGAAAUGAUACUUGUUUAGACUACCGUUCGCACACUCCGUGCACAACGACUGUCAAUUAUAUCGACACAAAGAGGAAAACACCUUCAAAAACAGCCAGUCAGUAAUUAGUAUAAAGUUUACUUGUAAAGAUUGGACAUAAUGGCUGAACAUAAAUCAAGAAUUCGGCUUACGGAGCGAGAUAUUCCAGAAUCCAUCGCUGAGAUGGUUCCUGAGGCCAAACAAUAUGCAAAACUUCAAAACUUGGAGAAACGAUUGGACUCCUUGAUUAUGCGAAAAAAAUUUGAUUUACAAGAUUCGUUAAAUCGUCACAUUCGUUUAAAGCGUAGAAUGCGGAUAUUUAUUAGCUGCAAGGCUGCAAACCAACAAUGGCAAUUGAACACGAAUGAAGGCAUGAAUGGCUAUAAUAUGAAUAACAUGCCUAUACCUCAAUGGACAUUAAAAAUAGAAGGCCGUUUGUUGCCGGAAACAAAUGAUAAUGACGAUACGAAAGAUGCCUUGAAAAAGCACCACUUUACUGCUUUUUUUAAGCGUGUGUGUGUACGAAUUAACCGCAGUGACGAGCUCUAUCCUGAAGGCAACUAUGUCGAAUGGAACAAACCCACAACUUCCUUCGAACAUACGGAUGGAAUCGAAAUCACUCGGCGUGGUGAUGCUGAUGUCAAUGUUCAAAUUUCCUUGUAUCCGGAGGAGCAUCCGGAGCGCUACAAGCUGUCUGCAAACUUUGCACAAUUACUAGGCAUUUCAGAAGGAACGAGACCCACUAUUGUCAUGGCACUGUGGCAGUAUAUCAAGUUUCACCGGUUACAGGACAUGGAGGACAAACGGUUGAUCAACUGUGACAAGGGCCUUCAAGAUGUGUUUGGUACGGAUCGCCUGUACUUUCCUAAAAUCCCUGAAUUGAUGAAUAAAUUUCUUCAGCCAGUCGACCCAUUCUCCAUUUCCUUUACUGUGAAAGUGGGUCAAGAAAAAACGGUUUGCGACAAGGUUUAUGACAUUGAAGUUAGUUUGGAAGAUCCCAAGCUUACGCAAAUCAAAUCGUUCUUGGAAAAAAUACAUUUGCAAGAAAAAAUAUCAGAGUUGGAUGACAAGCUGGCGGAAUAUGUCCAGGCCUGUAACUUCUCCAAGGCAAAACAUGACUUUAUGCAACAGUUUGCUAAUGAUCCUCAAGCCUUUAUCGAUAAAUGGAUUAGUUCCCAGAAUCGGGAUCUUGAAAUCAUAAUGGACGGAGGAGGAAUUCACCAAGAAGACAAGCGGAAUUCGCUUUUCUACCAACAGCCAUGGGUGUAUGAGAGUUCAUUCCACUAUCUGAAUCAGCUCAAUAGUAAGAAGCAGCAGGAUAUCUUGAAUGCUGCUACUCGAAGAACGUAAUAGAACCAAAAAAGUUUACUUCAAGAUUUCUCAUAAGCUGUAGCUUUAGUUUUCGUUUCUUUCGCGCUGUUGUUUGUUUUGGCGAGCGAUAAUAAGCGCUCUUAAUCUUCGAUUCACUUCUUGUAUAGAAAAGUUCGUUUCGAAUUGCAUAAAAUGUUUUAUAAUAGCGUUUUCUUCAUGAAAUCUUUUAAUGAGCUUAUUCAAUUGUUUCCAAUGUUGUUUCGACCAAACGAUUUUGUGAGGAGUUGGUACAGAGCUUUCUAAUGAAGGCAAGUCUUGCAUGUAGUUACUCUGAGGACUUUUGAUUUCGUCAAAUUCGACAUGGUCUGAAGAUACGUUACGAAUUUCAUCGUUUUCUUGAUGGGCCGGAGCAGCAGAAGCAAGAGGGGCUUCAUUUGGGACGACGGAUUCUGGUGGAAUUGGUACUUUGCGUUUUGUUAAAGUUGAUUUUUGUUGAGUGCUCAGUUUUCUCUUUCUUGUUGUUUUUAAUGAAGUGUUUCCCUUAUUGUUCUUCUUAUUAGGAGGCUCGUUUGUUAAUUCUUGAUGCUCAUUCUGACCGACACCCUGUUCCUGUGAGUCCUUUUUGGCAAUUUUUGUUGGCCUAACCCUGCUCUGUUGAACUUUUUUUCGUUUCAAUCGAAUAGCUUUCAUUUGAUCUUGUAAUUUAGGAAAAACACUAACAUGGUCAUUUGAACUCUCAGGAUGGUUUAUCGAAAGGUUUAAACGUUCUAUAGAAGAUGAUGCGAUGGGAUCUGGUGAACUGUCACUGCUGAAAAGGUCAUCCAUAAAGUUACAGUCAAUUUAGUAAACGAAUGGACAAUUCGUAGGUCUUUCUCUUGUGGAGACCAUGAUAGAACAACGUACAGAGUUUCAGAUAUCAUGGUAUGUAGGUGAAGGAGCGUUGACUUUAUACUGCUUACAUGACUUUCUAGUUGAUAUUUUCUGUUUAGUAAAUUGAUACAAAAGAGUCUCUUAGUGGGAACAUAUUUUGUAACGGUAGAAUGAAAGGAAAUGCAUCACGAAACCCUAAACAGAGUAACAUUUUUAUAUAUAAAAACAUAAACUACUCAAAUUAAUUAUAGAAAAAUAUUGGCAAAAAAUAAAGAGACUUUUCGAAAAAG
This is a messenger RNA of Schizosaccharomyces japonicus yFS275, 2821 nucleotides long. Its product is annotated as SWI/SNF and RSC complex subunit Ssr3. The coding region runs from base 471 to 1700 and encodes 409 amino acids. The record is from RefSeq and is a predicted model, not a curated record. The transcript has 2 exons. Lineage: Eukaryota; Fungi; Ascomycota; Schizosaccharomycetes; Schizosaccharomycetales; Schizosaccharomycetaceae. Gene Ontology annotation, cellular component: RSC-type complex; SWI/SNF complex.